Capronia epimyces CBS 606.96 is the source of this 492-nucleotide messenger RNA. RefSeq lists its product as uncharacterized. Lineage: Eukaryota; Fungi; Ascomycota; Eurotiomycetes; Chaetothyriales; Herpotrichiellaceae. The record is from RefSeq and is a predicted model, not a curated record. The coding region runs from base 1 to 492 and encodes 163 amino acids. The transcript has a single exon.
AUGGGGUUCUGGAACGACGACAUCCGCGACUCCGGUCGGAGUCGCAGCCCAUCUCGGAAGACACACUAUUAUGCCUCUCGUCCGUCGUAUUCUCGCAGCGCUUCCUCCUUCUUCUCCCUUGGUGCCGGUGGUUCCUCGUCUCGAGGCCACGCCCGCGCCCGCCCUCGAUCCGGCUUCAUCAACCGCAUCCGUCGCUUCCUGCGCGAGAUAUACUCGUACCUGCGCCGCCAUCCGGUCAAGGUCUUCUUGCUGGUCAUCAUGCCCUUGAUCACCGGCGGCGCUUUGAGCAAGCUUCUCUCCCGCCUCGGCGUCAGAUUGCCUCGUGGGUUGGAGAAUCUCGUAGGCGGAGGCGCAUCUCGCCAGCAAACUGAGAGAUACUAUGCCCGUGGAGGAGCUCGCGAUUUUGCCGGCGGGACCUCAAUGCCGGGGAUGGCGGGCGGCGUGGGUCAGAGUAUAUCAUCGUUAGUGGGCAUUGCGCAGAGGUUUUUGUGA